UCUUUGUUUGAUCUUCAAGGACUGAGCAGAGCCUAUUGUGCUCUGCGCGUUCAUGGAUGUGAAUCAAAUUUGAUCCACAGUGUCGAAGCCUUUAUUAUUAGGGUUGCGUGAGGUCGAGCUGGAAGGCGAUCAAGUUUUUAAUCGGAACAAAAAACCCGCGUUUCAUGCAGGCAUUACAGCCACACUGACUCCUUCUUUAUGUCCUUUUUCCUGAGCGCCUAGCGGCCUUGUUUCCUCAUGUCAUAAGAGCACCUCGGCGCAAAAACAGGCAACAUGGCGCACUGAGUGUUGGUUUGACCGGAGAGAGGCCGUGUGGUGGAGGAGGCUGCUUGUGCGCGUUGCUAUCAUUUUAUUAUAGUCUCAAUCUCCUCCUGCAUGCACCACACUCACACACAUUAACACACAUACACAGGCCAUAUCAUACAAGCAGAGUUAUAAGCCCCCAAAAAAAACACAAUGGCACAAUAAAAAAUUGGGUCACAUUUCUCUCUCUAUAAAAAAAAAAAAAAAAAAAAAAAAAAAAAGCAUCCAUUUGUGAUUUACUGUGUCAUAUAGUGUGUUUAACACAUAUAUAGACUUGUUAUACAAGAAACUUCACCUGCAUGUGCGCGCGCGUUUGUGUCCGUGCGCGCGUGCGUGUGCUAGGAAAAGGGUUGAGUGUCACGGCCCCUGUGUGUGCAGACGGGGGGUUGGGUAGCAGUGCUGGAUUGGUUGCUUGCUGCUUCACCAACACACAGUCAGUCUGGGCUUGUUUUAACAUAACCGGGGGCACUUCGACAGCAGCAGGCAAAACAAAAAAAUCAUGUAGUAAAUAAGCUUGCUGUGGCCCACUGAACUGCGCCGCUGCAUUUUUGGAGAUUUCCUUGUUUAUUCUCUCUAUCUGGGGUUGACAGUGUUUCUAGAGAGAGAGAGUGGGCUGAUGAGGCGAUGAAGUGCAGAGAAUGAGAGCUGUGCCUCCUUGGCCUACUGGCUAAGAGCUGCUGCAGCUGGGAUUGUGCAGAUCCGCUUUCACAAAACCCGAGAAAAAAACACAUUAUCCAACAUCCGCUGCUGGUUUCACGGUGUCCGACCUACCCAAUGUGUCACCACCUCUCCACUACAGCGGCUCUCUGCGCUCCUCCAUUCACUGUACUCUAGUCUGCGAUCGCCAUGACCACACACAGCCAGCAGACAAAGCGGAUAUAGCCAUGACAACAUGAAUCAAUCAUACAGACCGGCUGGUAGGGUAGGCUCAGCGUUUGGCACGGUCCAGCCAGAGCUGAGAUCCCGCAAUGGUCUUGUGGGCACUUCCUAUGGAAACCAAUGUGGCAUUGUGAGACGUGGGUCAGACCAACCGUCAGCCGUGCAGCUGCCAUCCUCCAGCCUCAAACAGCCAGCUACGCUGGGGUACAAUCAGCCGGAACGAUCUCACUGCUACAGCCCGCUGAAGAGGCUGCAGGACCUCAACACUGUGGUCAACAGGCCUGACCUAGACAGGGACCUCCAUCCUAGGAGCCACUUGCACUGUGCAAGCCCAAUCAGCGACGAUGACGAUGAUGAGUUCGAGGCACCGUCAGUCCAGCUACCUCCUUCUCCAGGCAUUGAUGACACGGAGCCCUUUGAGACUCUGCAGGACGUGAACAGAAAUGGCUUCUCCCCUCACAGCCCUGACAGCAUGGAGCGCUGUUCUCCCAUCCCCAAUGGCUACUUGCAUUUUGAGUCCACGCUGUUUGACAGCAGUGACGUCAAGGAGGAGAACGAGGACAGCGGUAGUGAGGACAUGGUGUCUUUUCACCGCUCCCCAAAGUUGAGUCGGGACCGAACCGUGACUGACAGUAAGAACACAAGCAGCUCAGGGCUGGAAAAACAAACAUACAAACCUACUGUCUAUAACCUGAUGUCCAAAACUAUUUCUGAACUCAACCCUACACUAAGCCCCAGCGCACUGCCAGAAAUCACUAUGAGAGAUGGAUGGAGCUUGGGUGAGGAAUCAGACAGUGAUGGCGAACUUACCUCUCCUGUUGACCCUGGACUUAUUUCACCAGCUGGCACCAACUCUAAUUCCAACAGCCCAAAGAAAAAGCCUCCUCCUGCAGUGAAAUACGUGGAAGGGGACGUGGUGUGGGCUAAAUUCAACAGACGGCCCUGGUGGCCCUGCCACAUCACCUGUGACAAGGGGAUCUACACUAAGAUGAAAGUUCCCAGUCCCCGUCCUUGUCGGAUGUAUUUCCUGGAGACGAUCGGGGAGAUUUUAGAACGUGCCUGGGUCCCUGGGAAUGCUGUUCUUACUUUUGGAGGAGGCCAUCAGUUUGCAGACCUACCUGUGCUUAGACGGAGAGGGAAGCAGAAGGAGAAAGACUACAAGUAUACGAUACCCAAAAGUUUACUGACUGCAUGGAAAGUCAGUGUGGCAGAAGCUGAGGGUAUGCUGCCAAAUCGACAAAGGAAUACUGAAAGCGUGCUUUCAAUAUCUGUCAAUGGAGAGGAGCGUGUGCCCAGCCCACUCCCUACUGAAAAGCCAGCGGAGGCCCCCUCUGUCUCUGUGGAUCCUGGUCGACCCCCAUCACCCAACACGGCCCCCAACGGAAAUGAGCACGAUCUCAUCAAAAACUCUCCUGUAGUUCAACCCAAUAAGAGCAAAGCUUCUAAGCGGAAAAAGAAAUGUUUGUCAGACAUAUUUGGCCAUAUAGUUGGUGGAUUGAAGGAAUCAUCUAACAUCACAAACAUGGCGGAUCCGUUUCGUACCACAACUCGUGCACUGAAAGAUGAGCCAAAGGACUCACCUUAUGCAGACCUGGAUUCAGUUCCAAUGCUGCAUCGUCCUAAACGCACAGCAGUGUCUCCAAUAAAAGACAUAGACAGAUCUGUCAGAAAAGAACAGGGUUCAACAAAAGCUAAAAAGAAGUUUACUAAAAAGGUGAACCAUUCUACGGAUCCCUGUGAUUCCUCUAGUGUUUUAACAAAAACAUUGGCAUCUAAAGACACAAAUUCUGAACAGAGUUUGGGCAGCUGUUAUGAACUGUCGUACAGUUCAACUGAAAAGCACUCUAUGAAUCUUCCUGCCAGCAGUCGUCUGAUGACGAGGGCUCUGAAAGCCGAGGAAGAGACAGAUCUCAAAGAUGCACUGGCCACAAGCCAAAUCUCAACAGAUGCCCAGGCUGACGAUUGUCUUGACAAUACACCUACUGAUGCAUCCAUCAAAACUGAAAGGUCUCCCAACUGGGAAUUGCCCAGCAAUGCAUCGUCAUUUGCAAAUCACAGCUCUCCAAAAAGGCGUGCAAGGAAGCCUGAUAAGAAACGCAUUCGUAAUGGCUCAUUGAUAAAGCCUAAGUGUGUGGACUCAAGUGAACCCGCUGUGCAACCAGUUAAGGUCAAGAUAGAAAACCCAGAUCUAUCAUCUUCUACUUCCCCGUCCUCAUCUCUGUCUCCAAUGGAUGCUUUCCAGGAUGUCAAGGAACUAACGUUUAAGUCUCUUGGGAAGGACGACAGCAGUGACUCUGAGUUGAACUCAUUUCGGCCUGAUUCUAAUUACAAAUUCAGUACCUUCCUGAUGCUCCUGAAAGACAUGCAUGACACCAGAGAACAAGAAGGUAAACCCCUGGCUGUCCCGCCAUCGCCAGUCCUGAUCAAGGAGGAACCCAUGUUCAUCCCUACAUCUACAGGAAGAGGCCCACUAAAGGGUUCUCGUGGUGGUUUCACCCAAAGGAUCAAAACAGAGAAUGGGAGGUCAGGGAAAUCACCCAAAAACACAGCGGUAAAAACCAAGAAUAGGACUAAACCUAUUAUGAAGGCUGACACCUUCCAUUGUGAAGACUUUCCUGUUCGACCUCAGAUCAGAAACUCAGACAAGCAGCGUAGAAAACAAAGACUACCUGCCAAACUAAAUCUCAGCAUACCUGGCCUAUCUUCAGACUUGGCUGGCUUGGCUUACGGCAGGGAGUUUGUUAGCGGCCACGCUGACUUAGCCAGUCCUGGGUCUUGUCCUCCCGUCGCUGCUGAUCCCUCGGCCAGCUACCUCGAUAAGAACUCGGGAUCCACAGUGGCUCCAAAGAAACGCUGGCAGAUGGUUGAGGGUGCUGCUGAGAAUAAGAGGGAAGUUAUGGCGGAGGUGUCUGCUGAGAUGAAUGGGUCUUACACCAUGAGAGCUUCGCCAGAUCUUGAUCUGGGAGUUGAGAAGCAGGCAGAGAAUGAUGCGCACUUCUCAGAGACAAGCAGCCCAACCGGACAUUCAGAGAACAAACGUCUCCGGAAACCAACUAAACGACUCCUGGAGUCAACUGAGGAGUAUGAACAAAUAUUUGCCCCAAAAAAGAAGUCAAAGAAACACACCUCAGAAUCUUCCAAAAUGCAGACAUCAGGGAUGACACUCCAUGAUAUCAGCACCAGCCCGGGAAUAAUUACCUCAUCAUCGCCUUCUGUUGAGCCCGCCGAGGCUCCGGCAGAGCUGGAACAGAGUCCAUCUCAGGAUGAACUUUCACCUGUAGCAUCCUCAGUAUCUUCAGCCACAACGCAACCCUCCCUUGAUGCAGAGACAACAGAAGAAACUGAUCUACCUCCUGAAUCUGACACAGGGUUAUUGGCCCAAGAAAGAAAGAGGCCAAGGAAGUUGUCGCACAAGGUGCUGGAUUGUACCAUAGAAGAAGUGUCCGUUGCUCAUACAAAGAAGAAGGAGCCAAAGCGACAAGAAAACUUGGUCAAGAAAACUCAGGUUGGAUCUGUGAAGAAAGAGAAGCCAGCACCCAGCACAUCCUCUGCCCCUGCUGCUGCCCCCCAGCACUCAGAAAGCGAAGAUCUUCCCGUGGUCCUCACUCCGAACAGGCCUUCCAGCCCUCGAGAAUCUAAGACCCCAAGGCAGGAGGCCGAGGUUGAGGACUGCAGCACCGAGGGGAAACAAAACGUACACACUGGAACACUAACUCCCAAACCUGAGGUGCUGUCUGUUAGUUUGAAUGACUGCCUCUCUUCUCAAGUGGAUGUAAAAGGGAAAAUAGGAGCUACAUCCUUAAAGGAGAAUGUCUGUCAGGUGUGUGAGAGGUCAGGAGACCUGCUGGUGUGUGACGGCCACUGUUACGGAGCCUUUCAUCCGCAGUGCAUUGGCCUGUCAGCGGCUCCCAAGGGGAAAUUCCUCUGUCGUGAAUGCAACGCUGGUGUCCACGCAUGCUUUGUGUGUAAGAAGUCUGAUGAUGGAGUAAAGCGCUGCAUCAUACCGCUGUGUGGGAAGUUCUACCACACCGACUGUAUACUGGCGUACUCGGCCACCCAGCCACAUAACAAAGGCUUCCGCUGCCCUCUGCACGUGUGUCUGUCCUGCCAUAUCAGCAACCCUCUCAACGUCUGUAGCUCUAAAGGUCGGUUGGCCCGAUGUGUACGCUGCCCUGUGGCCUAUCACGCCAACGACAACUGUAUGGCCGCAGGCAGCCUGGUGCUGGCAAACAACAGCUUCCUCUGUCCAAACCACUUCACUCCCCGCAAGGGCUGCAAAAACCACGAACACAUCAACGUUAGCUGGUGCUUCGUGUGCUCUGAGGGGGGCAGUCUGCUGUGCUGUGAGGCCUGUCCUGCUGCUUUCCAUCGGGAAUGUUUGAAUAUGGAGAUGCCUCAGGGCAACUGGUUUUGCAAUGACUGCAAAGCUGGAAAGAGGCCUCGUAUUAAGGACAUAUUGUGGGUUAAAUGGGGGCGUUACAGGUGGUGGCCUGCAGAAGUCUGCCUGGCCAAAGAUGUCCCAAAUAACAUCUUGAGGAUGAAACAUGAGGUGGGAGAGUUUCCAGUGCAGUUCUUUGGCUCCAGAGAUUUUGUGUGGACGUAUCAAGCCAGAGUCUUCCCCUACAUGGAUGGUGACACUCAAAACAUCGAGAAAAUGGGAAAGGGUGCAGAUGCGGUGUACAAAACGGCCCUGACUGAUGCAGCAGAGCGGUUCAAAGAGCUCCAGACAGAAAAGGAGAUGAAGCAGCUUCAGGAGGACAGAAAGAAUGACAAGAAACCUCCUCCAUACAGGCACAUUAAGGUAAACCGGCCAAUUGGGAAGGUGCAGAUCAUUACUGCCGACCUAUCGGAGAUCCCACGCUGCAACUGCAAGGCGUCUGACGAGAACCCGUGCGGCAUCGACUCUGAGUGCAUUAAUCGCAUGCUGAUGUAUGAGUGCCACCCUCAGGUGUGUGCUGCAGGGGAGCGAUGUCAGAACCAGGCUUUCACAAAGCGCGAGUACACACCUGUGGAGAUUUUCAGGACACUGGGCUGCGGCUGGGGUUUAGUUGGGGUGUCGGACAUCAAGAAGGGAGCCUUUGUGAGUGAAUAUGUGGGAGAGGUGAUCGAUGAGGAAGAAUGCCGAGCCAGGAUCAAACACGCCCAGGAGACGGACAUCUGUAACUUCUACAUGCUUACACUGGACAAGGACCGGAUCAUUGAUGCUGGACCCAAAGGGAACCAGGCUCGCUUCAUGAACCACUGUUGCCAGCCAAACUGUGAGACUCAGAAGUGGACUGUGAAUGGGGACACCAGGGUCGGGCUGUUUGCUCUACAAGACAUCCCAAAAGGCAUGGAGCUGAAUUUCAACUACAACCUGGAGUGUCUUGGCAAUGGGAAAACCGCUUGUAAAUGUGGAGCACCCAACUGCAGUGGUUUCCUGGGGGUCCGGCCAAAGAACCAGCCGUCAGCUGAGAAACUGAAGGAAGGUAAGAGGAGGCUCCCAAUGAAGAAGAAGACCAAGCAAGAAGUGACCAAGGAGAGGGAAGACGAGUGCUUCAGCUGUGGUGACGGGGGCCAGAUAGUGUCCUGUAAGAAGCCUGGUUGCCCGAAGGUCUAUCACGCCGACUGUCUCAACCUGGCCAAGAGGCCUGCAGGGCGAUGGGAGUGUCCGUGGCACCAGUGUGAUGUCUGUGGUAAAGAGGCAGCUUCGUUCUGUGAGAUGUGUCCCAGCUCUUACUGUAAGGAGCAUCGUGAAGGCAUGCUCUUCAUCUCCAAGCUGGACGGUAAGUUGUCCUGCAGUGAACACGACCCCUGUGGACCCGACCCGCUGGAGCCCGGGGAGAUCCGGGAGUAUGUGCCCAACGUGACCUCCGUGAGGCCCGGGGCCAUGGCUGUGCCCGUUACUCUCUCGCUGGGCCCAGACUCCAGAGGAGCCAGCUCUGAUCCCAUCACUUCCCCCGCUGACCAGGAUGCGUCGGACGAGCAGGGGCCUCCUCCUCGUCUCUAUAUCAACACAAAGACCGCUACCUCGAGCUUCAUCCCCUCCAGCAGGUCUCACCGUACAGACAGGACUGAAGGGCAAGGGUUUUCCACUCCCACCUCCUCCAAGGACGAGAGGGAGGACGGUGAGGUGGAGGACGGGGAGGUGUGUGGGUUAGAGAUGGAGGACGUGGAAGACGACGACGACGACGACGACGACGACGAUGACGAAGCAGACGAGGAAGAGGACGACAUGGAGGAGAUGGAGAUAGUGGAAGACGAGGAGGAUGAGCCGCUGUACGGAGGUGAUCUGCCGGAUGAAGGCGAUGACGAAGAGGAGGACGAAGGAGGGGAUGUGUAUGACACCUGGGGUGAUUAUGUGGAUGAAGAAGAUGAUGGAGAGGUGGAGGGGGAGGACUUGGAGGAGUGGGGGAGAGUGGAGGAUGAUGACAAGUGACUCAGAAACACCCAUUCCUUCGUAGCUACUCAGCAAAAACUCUCAAUAGACAUUCAAAGGACAAAAGAAGUUAGUAAAAGACUGAGAGAGUUUGAUAUUUUGGUACCUCCUUGAACGCGACACUGCGUUGCCUUCUCGUCCCCAGACUGCUGGACUCACGGUGGGGAUGUGUACUGGUGCUAAGGCUCGAGGACUGACUCAGUCCAUCUCUUUAUACUUUUUGUCAAUAUGUUUAUUUGUGUCUGGUGCUGUUAUGUUCUUCUGUUCGUUCUCUCAACAUUGUUUACAUUUUUUGGCCUUUUUUUAAUGUUUGGAAUAUAAGAAAAAGGUGAGAAGUCUCACCUGACCAAACUGUCAUCAUAAGGGCAUCUUAUGUUGUUACUGUCUUAACCUCGUCUUUCUAAAUUACAAGAGUGAUCAAAAUAGUGUUCUCACUGGUCCGUGUUACAGUUAGGCACAGCAGUACCUGGUGCUUCUGAGGAAUGCAAAAAUAAACCCACUGGAGUCUUCAAGGCUUUAGAUGAUUCUUCUCACUACAAAAGCAGCCUGUUCUUUUUGUGACUUUCUAUUAACAGGUGGGUCAGAGCUCAGGAUCGGAGGCACAGAGAGACAUUCUACGAUCUCUAAAUUCAGCACAGAUAUAACUAACAACUUGUUUUGCAUCCGUCACUUCUGUCCCAUUCACUAAGUUAGAAAAUAAAAUCAAAGUACUUAUUCA
Molecule: messenger RNA, 8318 nt
Organism: Sebastes umbrosus (honeycomb rockfish)
Lineage: Eukaryota; Metazoa; Chordata; Actinopteri; Perciformes; Sebastidae
Gene: nsd1a
Product: nuclear receptor binding SET domain protein 1a
Exons: 24
Coding region: 1196-7600 (2134 amino acids)
Biological process (GO): regulation of DNA-templated transcription
Cellular component (GO): nucleus; chromatin
Molecular function (GO): histone H3K36 methyltransferase activity; protein binding
Source: RefSeq, a predicted model, not a curated record